UCGUCUGGCCCCGCGAACCACUCGAUCCUCGCGCGCGCGCGCGCCUUUCUCUAUAUGCAUACAUGUGCGUACGGUUGGAUCGAUACGAUCGAUGACACGAGUCGUUGUUCUGAUGGUGUGCGCUUGCGCUAGGUGCGGAAGUGAUUAGGAGAGGGGACUCGUGUGCGACGAGAGUUUUCAUGAUUGACACUGUCGCCGAGGACUGCGUUUCGAGAUUUCGAGGAUAAAUACACCGUCUUUCGGCAUUUCCAGAGAUGACAGGUGGCGGUACCAACAUGGCGUACCGCGGCCUCAGUCAGCACGUAAACUUCGACACUAUCCCGGACCCAGAGGAUCGUUUUGCCCUCGAAGAACUCAUCGGCGAGGGCACCUACGGUGAGGUGUACGCCGCUCGCGACAAGCAAACCGGCGAACACGUUGCCAUCAAGAUCCUCGAGAAUGUCGCCGAUAACAUCGAGGAGAUCGAGGAAGAGUUCCUGGUACUACGAGAUCUCAGUAUGCACCCAAACAUACCAGCCUUUCAUGGUAUCUAUCUCAAGCGGGCUAAGCCUGCUCAGGAAGAGGACCAGUUGUGGUUCGUCAUGGAGCUUUGUACGGGAGGUUCAGUGACAGACCUGGUUCAGGGCCUAAAGAGGCGCGGAAGCCGUUUGACCGACGAUCAGAUAGCCUACAUCUUGAGGGAGACUGUCGAGGCCUUAAUCUACUUACAUAACAAUCAUUGCAUGCACCGCGACGUCAAGGGCCACAAUAUCCUAUUGACCGAGGAUGCACGCGUCAAGCUUGUCGACUUUGGCGUCUCGUCACAUUUGGCGGCUACCCACGUCAGAAGGAACACCUCAGUUGGCACGCCUUAUUGGAUGGCACCGGAAGUGAUAGCAUGCGAGCAGCAGUUGGACUCAUCUUACGACUCACGCUGCGACGUCUGGUCCGUCGGCAUCACCGCUAUCGAGCUCGCCGAAGGUGACCCGCCCAUGUCCGAAUUGCAUCCGAUGCGAGCGCUUUUCCAGAUUCCACGUAAUCCACCUCCGGCUUUAAAAAACCCCGAUAUGCACGUAACUGAGCUCAACGAUUUCAUCGCCGAAUGUCUGGUCAAGGAUCUAGAACAUCGCCCUUACGCUUGUGAGCUCAAGGAACAUCCCUUGUUGCUCAGCAUAGAGGAUCGCCUUGAAGAGAUCAGGGCGCAGCUGCAGGAGGAGAUCCGUCGACAACGAUCCGAUGGACGAGUUCAACGACAGCCGGAAGUGACCACGAAACAUGGAAAAUUGAAGACCGAUCGAAAGGCGAGGCCUGAGAAAAUGUACAUGGACGAUUUGGCUGCUCUGGAUCUACUAUCGGAAGAUGCGAUUGUCGAUCAAUUACAGAAUCGCUAUGAGAGAUCACAGAUUUACACCUACAUCGGAGACAUUCUUGUGGCCGUCAACCCGUUUACAAAUCUCGGACUCUACACUGGCAUGGAGCAAAGACGAUACAAAGGCCAAGCCCGGUCCGACAACCCGCCACACAUAUUUGCCGUAGCGGAUGCUGCGUACCAGGCGCUGUUGCACCAGCGCCAGAACCAGGCCAUCGUGAUCAGCGGUGAGUCUGGCGCUGGUAAGACCGAAUCUGCGAAUCUUCUGCUCAAGCAGCUGGUGUACCUGAGCAAAGCUCCCAAUCGCAAUCUCGAGGAAAGAAUUCUUCAGAUCAACCCCAUCAUGGAGGCUUUUGGUAAUGCCACCACCGGUAUCAACGCUAAUUCCUCGAGAUUCGGAAAGUAUCUUGAUCUGACCAUGACGAGAGGUGGAAAGGUCACUGGCGCCAGGAUCGCUGUAUAUUUGCUUGAGCAGUCGCGUGUCGUCGCUCAGGCUGAGGAAGAGAGAAACUUCCACAUUUUCUACUAUAUGUACGACGGCCUGGAGGCAGACGGUCGCUUGGAGGAGUUCGGCCUAAACCCGGAGUUGCGAAAGAGCCACCGCUAUUUGGCCGAUAAUACCGACACCUCGCAGACUCACAUCGACAAGUUCCAGCAGCUUAAGAUCGGUUUCAAAGUUCUUGGAUUUCAGGAGGCCGAAGUCGACGCUGUCUAUAGCGUCCUUGCUGCCAUCCUGCACCUAGGUGACAUUGAAUUUGUAGAGAUCCUUUCCGAGGACAACACUGAUAACAAGAGCGCUGUUGUUGACAAUGCACCGGUAUUGCGAGUCUCGAAAUUGCUGGGAAUCGAACCGGACGAUCUGGUCGAAGCCCUCACUUCGAACUCGGUAGUGACCCGAGGCGAGACCAUCACUCGCAACAACACCGUCUCGGAGGCAUGUGCAGCUCGCGAUGCUAUGGCCAAGGGUCUUUACGGUCGACUCUUUGACUGGAUGGUCAACCAGAUCAACUGUCUGCUGAGCUUCAACCGUUCGCCUAACUACGAACCCUUGGCAAUCGGUUUGCUCGACAUCUUCGGCUUCGAGAAUUUCCCGAAGAACUCGUUCGAGCAGCUCUGCAUCAACAUCGCCAACGAGCAGAUCCAGUACUACUUCAAUCAACACAUCUUCACCUGGGAACAACAGGAGUACAUGGCCGAAGGAAUUCCCGUCGAUCUUGUCGAAUUCUCCGACAACCGACCCGUCCUGGACAUGCUCCUGAGCAAACCUAUGGGACUGCUGGCGUUACUGGACGAGGAGAGCCGAUUCCCUCGAGCCAACGACAGAUCGUUGAUUGAAAAGUUCCAUAACAACAUCAAGUCCAAGUUUUAUGUACGACCCAAGUCCGAUGCUGUCUGCUUCGCCAUCCAUCACUUCGCCGGUCGAGUUGUCUACCAGGCGGACGGCUUCCUCGAAAAGAACAGAAACUUCCUGCCGCCGGAGGUGAUACAGCUCGUGCGUCAAUCUCACUUCGACAUGGUACGAUUCCUGUUCCAGUGCCCGAUCACGAAGACCGGCAAUCUCUAUUCCGCGAUCCACGACACUGACUCCAGGAAAUUGUCACCUUCGGGACACAAUACAAAGGAACGAUACUCAAGCCGAGGAUUAGCAUCGCAGUCACGUGCUCAGCAGACCGUAGCGACGUACUUUAGAUACUCGUUAAUGGAUCUACUUCAAAAAAUGGUAUCUGGAUCGCCGCAAUUCGUAAGGUGCAUCAAGCCAAACGACAACAGGAGUCCCAAGUUUUUCGAUAAGGAGAAAGUUAUAAAGCAGUUGCGCUACACUGGAGUCUUGGAAACGAUUAGGAUCAGACAGAAUGGGUUCUCUCACCGAAUACCUUUCAACGAGUUCCUCAAGAGAUACUGCUUCUUGGCUUUCGGUUGGGACGAGCGCGUGAUCGCGAAUCGCGACAACUGCCGGCUGCUCCUGGUUCGUCUGAAGAUGGAUGGCUGGGCACUGGGUCGCACCAAGGUCUUCCUCAAGUACUACCACGUCGAAUUCCUGUCCAAGCAGUACGAGGAGCAGCUGAAGAAGAUCGUGAUGGUACAGGCCUGCGUAAGACGCUGGCUCGCCAAGAUCCGCUUCAAACGCGAGAAGUGGCAGUUAGCCGUGUCAGUGGUCACCUUGCAGCGGCACAUUCGUGGUUGGCUGGGCAGGAGGCGAGCGGUCGAGGCUAUCAAGCAGAAGAACAUGGCUGACGAGGCAAAUAUCUUGCAAAAGGCUGCUGAAGAAGCCGCAGAAAGAGUCAAGAGAUCAAGGGAAGCUUCACUGGACGUUGACGGUCAUCCACCGAAUGAAGAGAACGCAGCUGUCGUCAUACAGAGUCACUUCAGGGGCUACACCAUUCGCAAGAGAUUCGGCUACGAGUUGGAGGAAAGAUACAAGAGAAUUCUGAACGACUACGACGACAAGAAAGAGGCUCACCAGGCACUGCUUCGUGAAGGUCUGAAGAACGAAGACGCCGCGCUCAUAAUCAAGAGAUGGUACAAGACGGAGGAGCGAGUCAGAAAGAAGCCUCCAGCUAAGGAUCCGAUUCAUCCCAAGCUGAGACAGGCGGAACUUAUCAACUUCUCUCAGACUGUCCACAUGAAGAACCAGGAGGCCCACAAGUACCUUCGCCGCAACAAACCUGGGAUCCGAUUGUCCGACGUCGAAGACUUGCCAGAGGACUACGUGAGACCACAAGGUUUCAACAUGGUCCCUUCGAUUUUGCAGUACCGUAACGGCAAUCAACCCGAAGCCGAGGAAACCGUCAAGUAUUACCGCGACUUGAAGGAAGAAAUGAGCAGACAAAAUGGAGAUUUGAAUGCCAAAUUUUCCCAUGAUUUUGGCACUCGCAUCGGAAGUGGUUCAGACUUCGAAGAAGAAGAAGCUGGUUGGGACUUACCGUUGAUACAGCUGGAAAAUGACCUUCAACCAUCGUCGAGGAACCGCAUGGGUCAGGUACUAGAACUGAACGCGGAGAGGAGGGAUCGUCUCCAGGCUCAUGGCGACUACACAGUUGCCCCGGAGCAACAGCUCUCGGACAUCUGGCACAAAGCUUUGAAAAAUCCGGCCGAAACUCAAGGGGAUACCUCUGCGAAGUCAAUCAAUUCAAGGACUAAUGACCUGCGUAGAAACAUGCGAUCCUCGCCGGAUAAUAGAGCACCAUCAAGCAAGCAUCAACUGCCCAUUAUCAGCAACAAUUCGUAUCUCAACACUCCAAAUGGCAUACGAGUCGGAGCUGGUUUCAAAAUCGACGGGUUGAACAUCAAAUCGAACGGUAUUAACGGUUUAGCAAACAGCAAAGAGCAACAACGCGAUAAGCUCAAGCAGCAAAAUAUUUCAAGGCCAAACAACGGCAAUGAACGUAAGAGCGAGCUCAGUCGAUUGCCGAAGACCAAACUGGUCGAUCGCCUCAGCAGUCAAGAGAACAACAAAAACAAUAGUAAUCAUAACAACAACAACAAUAAGAUCAAUAACAACAAAAUCAACAACAACAAUGGCUUCCCCGAGAAAAACCGACAGAAACCAGUAGUGGCGCGCAACCUUGUCAACAGCAGGCCAACCCUGGCUGUCAAGUCCAUCAACGAAACGAUGGGCAUAACUCCGGAUCUCAGAAAGCUCCUACGGCCCACUGUCACCAAAAUCAACGAGGAUAAGAGGAAACCGAGUCCAGUCCAGCAGCAACAACAGCCGCAUGAUGGCGAGGACAUUAACGGCCCAUACAACUUCCGCAAACUGCUGAGGCCCGCCGAGUAUCUGCCCACAGAGUCGCUGCGCAAGCGAAAGGGUGGACUGGCCUGCAACGGUGCACCUAUUGCCAAAGACAAAGUUCCUGGGAAGCACGUGAAGAGAAGGGCACCUCUGGCGCCCAAUGUCAACGGCAAAAUCGUCGUCAGUCGAAAGUAGGAUGUCGUGCUUCGUUUUGGAACUAUCUGGGGCAGCGAGAUGAAAGCUUGGUUGACACAUAUUUUUCGUUUGUUUUUGUUCUUAGAGUAAUAUUAUUUUGUAUUUUUCGUUGUAAGGCGUUAAUUUUUUUUCGUUCAGAGUGGAAAUAUUCGUUGAAUACAAGCAAUAUAACGGUUAUUGGUUGCCAACUGUGAUUACUGCGAAAUUAAUUUGAUAGGUUUAUUAGCUCGUUAAAUAUGUUAGGUUAUUUUUCGCUUGAAAAUGCAUGUAUCAUUGUAUCGAAGCGUUACUUUGAAUUAUAUCAAAAAGAAGGUUCGGUCAUAAAUUAAAGUGCGCAUGUUUAGUACUAGUCAUUUUCGAUCUAAACAUUCUACUGUAUUCGCCCCGUAUAGAUACAAUUGAUCAUUGUGUUCGUUAUGCACUAGUUAAUAGAGAUGUUAUACGACAGUCCUGUAGACAUUUACAUAAUAAUGCAUUACUCUCGUAGGACAGCUGCUAGCGAGACUUUUCGAACCAAAAAUCAGUCGCAAUAAAUGAGAAAAGAAGUUUAUUUUAUUAGAACUAUUAUUACGUAAUGUAUAAGAGAGAAGGAAGAAAAACUAUAACGUAUACUAAAAAUGUUGCCCUAAUAAUAUUUCAUAGUUUAUUAUGACGUUGAUUUACAGACUUUAAUACCAACAACAUGUGUCGUUGCGAUUUGUGCAACGAUCAUUAUCGUUAUUAACAUUACAAAUAUAUACCUACAUAAAAAUCAUGAAGAAA
Molecule: messenger RNA, 6038 nt
Organism: Nasonia vitripennis (jewel wasp)
Lineage: Eukaryota; Metazoa; Arthropoda; Insecta; Hymenoptera; Pteromalidae
Product: myosin-IIIb
Exons: 16
Coding region: 255-5276 (1673 amino acids)
Biological process (GO): protein phosphorylation
Cellular component (GO): myosin complex
Molecular function (GO): protein binding; protein kinase activity; ATP binding
Source: RefSeq, a predicted model, not a curated record